AUGCGUUUACGUGAGCCGAAGGUAGAGCAGGACACAGCAACCCCAGAGGCACCUCCAGCGUCGCUCCCAACUCCGACGUCUUCGCGCCCGCCGUUAUCCCUACCGUCUCGCAUUCUCGUGUUUUUCUCGUCUUUUAUCAAGGAAGCACUGGUGUCUUCUCUGCGACGAAUUGUUGUCGGUCCUUUUUUGAAAGACCUUGACGAACACCAACUCCACGUGGCCCUCGGAAAACGAGAGGUCAGCGUUUCCCAUGUUCAAGUCCAAACAGCGGCAGCGAACCAGUUGCUUCUGCAAACAGGCAUUCCCGUCCAACUCCGGGAGGUCUACAUAGAACAGAUUCAGUGGCUAGUUCCUUGGCGCCUGCGUCUGAAGGGUGUGCAUGUCGCCAUCGAGAGGAAGGGCCGGAAGCGAGAGAGAGACUGUGAGGAGAACGACGUCGUUCGAGGUUGGGUGCUCCGGUUCCAUGUAGAGCUGAUACGCGUCUGCGAAGUGGACCAAGAAGGGAGCACUGUGAGUGUUCAGAUUGACGGCCUGAGCGCGUCGCUGCUCUCUGACGCUGCCUCUCUGUUCUCCCGCCGCUCGCGUGCCGAUGAUCGUCAGGUGUCUCACCGUCGGGCGGGCAGUGCACCCCAUCGUAAGGACACGACAGAGAGAAGCUGGAGAAGAUAUUUUAGAGGGCACAGCUCACAUCCAAAAGAAAAGAGAGAAGCCGCUGAACACGACGAAGAAAGGCAACGCUGCAAUGGGGCGGCACUCGGCGACAAGAAGGUGACAGGAGCCUCCCCGAAACAGGGCGUAUCGUCUCUGUUGGAGUCGCGAUCCUGGGACCUUUCAAACGAGAAACCUCUUGAUGAAAAUCGUUCCUCGUUCUACCUCGUACACCGCAAGUGGCUGGACGCGCCGGGAGACCUCCUCUUUGUCACGAAACCACCAAUUCCGGGCAGGACACCAACCCGUUCUGCUUCCUCUUCGCAAGACGUCAAAGGCUCGCCAACGUCUCUCGUCUCUAACUAUUCGCUGGCUUCGGAGAAGGCAGCCACCCACGUCUGUGCUUCCGACUUGCACGCAUCGCCUCCGCCAGGUGCGUCUCGUCAGAAGACCGGUUCAGAUUUUCCCCGCCAGGCGAAUCCUCUCCUGGAGCAUUUUUGUCCUAAACCCUGCGCUCCCAUCGGAGGGACAGCACCCCGGUCGGCGUCCAUCGGGGCGACGUUCAGUGACGACCCAGAACUCUCCCGGAGCCGCUGGAAUCGAGCCUCAGGUCUUGUGGGGGCCUCCCCUGAGGCCUCAGAUCGCCUAGGGGCGGUUUGCGGCGUGAACGUCCUCACGGGGACAGAGACACGUGCCCGUGGUAGGCCACGAGUGGCAGUGGCUGGGGGGUUCACGGAGCCUUGUGUUCGCGGGGCGGGACUGCACAGAGCUGGCACAGAUAUCGAUUUUGCCUUCCGUGGGCACGAAGUCCUGAGGCCUCGAGAGAUCUCGCUGGAAGCCGUUUGCGCGGAGAGAGAAGAUAGAGGGAGAAUAGCGGGAGAAGCGGACUCGAAAGGAGUCGCUAGGUUCGAUGCCUCUGGCGUGGUUGGAGAAAAGGAAGACAGAAACGCACCGACGUCAUCUGACGGAGAAGAAGACGACGACGCAGUCCAAGAACCCUCCCCUUACUCGAUAUGUGGAGUGCUUCAGAUGCGACCUAGUAAGCGGCUUCACUCGCCCCUCGUGGGGAUCUCCCCCGUGUUCAGUCCUUUUGCAGCCACGAGUCCGGGGCAGAGCCGCCGCGCGUCUGUCUCGUGUGCUUCCCUGGCCACUCCCGUGUGUGCCUGUGUUGCCAAAGCCCUGGUGUCUACAUCGCCGAGCCAUUCGGCCUUCGACGGGACCCAGACAGGAGGCAGCAUCGCUUUGUCGCCGGGUGCUGUUCCCUGCGGGUCACCGUCGCCCUACACCCCAGCCUUGUCCGCCUUCUCUGUCCCACUGGCCCCGCCGUCUCACGUUCCGCCCGGCCCGGCGGAUUUGCCUACUCAGUUCCUUCCUUCUUACGGAGGAGAAGAAGUGCCCGUCGCUCCACUGGCCCCGGCGCGUGGAGCGCCUUCGUCGCCCCCUUCCGCUCACGACCAACACCCCGCAGUUGUAGCUGCAGUUGCUGCGGCUCUUGACGCGUCCCAUUCGUCUUUCGUUGGCGAAGGAGGAACGCGAGGAAGAGAAAGUCUCGGAGAGGAUGCUCACUUUUUGCGAGCUUCGGGCGUGUCACAGUCUCCGUUUGGUGCACGCCUUUCGGGAUCAGGGGUCGGCCGCUCGCCCUCCGCUGCAGAGGCUGCGAUGCAGGCUGCAGCCGUAGCCGGUCUCGAGUUUGCCGUUCGCCUUCGGUUUCCUCUCUUUUUCACCUGUGUUAGCAUGCAUCAAGUUCACCAACUUGCUCAGGUUCUUGACAGGCUCUCGUCGCUCUUUCAGCCUUCUUCUGCUGCGUUCGAUCCACCUGAGAGCCGGUCGGGGCUGGCAGCGGGCGAGCCGUCCUCUCCGCCUAGCUGCACUUGCGCGGAGAAGUUGCCGGAAAUGCGGCGCCCUCUGUUUCCUCCUGGUUCUGAAGAAGAAGACGAGAGACAGAAGAGACAGACGACGGGCGAGCAGGCAGACGCUGGGGGAGCUGACGACGAUGCACCUUUCGAAAAAGUGGAGCCUUUGGAGACUGCACUGAACCCGAGAACCUCUACCGAAGAGAAGGGAGUGUGUGGGAUUGCCCGGAUUUCGAGGACUGGCGAAGAACGAGAAGAACAGGGAGGCCCGUGCGGCGGCAGACAGGCUUUAGGUGAAGAACGGCGAUAUGGAGCGGGCAAGGACCAGGGCGAAGACGCGCCAGCGGACGUGGGGGCGGAAGCAAGCAAAGACCGAAAAAGGAUCGAGAGAGCGUAUGAAGACGAACGGGGUCCGAGAGGAACAGUUCCGGGCGACGACGACCCCUCACAACGAGCAGCGCCCGAGCAGGAUGCAGCGCGGACAACAGAGAAGUCGGGCGGAAACAGCGACGCUCAGAGGAACGCCUUCCACCCGACUGGACGACACGCGACGGGAGUCGAAACGGAACGGAGUGAUGAAGGGGAGAGAGUGGAGGCACGAGGAGCGGAAGACGCAGCGGAGGGGGCAGCGCCAGCUCAGACUGGUGGGGGGAGAGGCGGUGACCACCAGGAAAGCGGAACAGAGGGCCGAGCAAACGGCGGAGACAGACAGUCGCGUUCCGCUUCUUUAUCGCCGCCUUCCGCUUCUUUAUCGCCGCCUUCCGCUUCUUUAUCGCCGCCUUCCGCUUCUUUAUCGCCGCCUUCCGCUGACCCGGUGGAGCAAGGGCCGGAGGCCUCCCCUCUGGGACUUGAGGCGGGCGGCGAGAAGCACACCAGCGUGUGGCGGAGAUUAGUGAGUUACAUCUCUUCAGCCGCAAGACGCGGGGGGAGAGAACGGGCGGGAGAUCCCUCCGAGGGGUGCGAAGGCUCCUUCGGGGCUCGCACCGGCACAGGCGGACACAAAUUCAGAGCAGGGUGGAGACAGAAGGAAAGGCACAUUGCGCGCGAGGGUGAGCAGGGGGCUUUGGUGUCACUUUUGGAGGGCGAGUGCCGAGGGAGAGAGGGAGACCGAGCGCAAGCGGCGUCCGUCGCUCCAACGCAUGCGUUUCCGCCCUUUUCUGGCUCGUUCGGCGGGGAGGAAGUGUUUGCGAGUGCGUCGGCUGGCACCGACAUUUAUGGCGACGAUUUCGUCUGGUCUGACGCGCUUCGCUUUCCCCAGAGGCGGUCGCUUGCCGCUCCAUCGACGUUCGCUCACCCACGCGUUUUCUCCUCGGGGGACGGCGACACCAGCGACGCCUUCGCGCCUUCGGCUCGGUCCCCCCCGCUGGGCGACGGACAGGAUGCCUGGUUGCCUUGCCGCAGCCAGAGGGAGCCCCUCUCGGCUGCUAGGAACGGCGACCCUGGCGACGCCGGGCCGAGGAGCUCCGCCCGCGAGACGAACCAAGAGACAGGAAGAGCUCGAGGCGAGUGGCGAGACACCCUGGACGAAGACGCGUCUCCAGCAGUCCGUAGCGGCGCGACGCGUCCAUCCGGAGACGGCGCGACUGCGUCAUCUCACAGACAGGAAGAAGCAGGCAGGGGAGAAGCGUGUCAGGGGAACCCGAAGAAGCAGGGGGAUGCGAGGGGUGGCGUGUCGACGGUUUCGUCCCGCGACACGCCGGACACGACAGCGCCUCCUCUCCCUUAUGCCUGGGUGAUUCACGUCGAAAUCCUCCAGGUGUACGCCAACCUCGUCCUCUCUCAAGACUUCCGCGCUUCCUUGCUGAUUCGGGAACGGAAACGGCUGCCUGAAAGCCUGGGACAGCUGCGUUCGGCGUCAGGUAUGGGGGCUGUGGAGGAUGGGCGCGGAUCUCUGCCAUUGUUUUCGUUCUCCUCCGCGACGGAGAGUGCCCAUCCGACCUUGCGUGGCGUCUCUAACAUUCUGUCUUCUCUCAGAGGAAACCGAUCUUCCGCGCUUUCGGCCGGGGCUGCGAACACAGAGGGCGGCUCCAAAAAGACUCCUCUGUCUCCGGAGACGUGUGCGGGCUUGUCUCCUGCCGAAUGGCGGGACAGGCUCGUGGACGGAUGCCGCCCCGCGUGGCUCAGUGGCUGUACACUGGGGGCUGCCCGGAAAUCGCCUCGCUGUUUCUCGGCGACGGCGUCGCCCGCGUGUUCCCUUUUCCGAACGGUCACCAGGACGACUCUCGGCGACGGUAAGAAGGCGAAGGGCGCAGUUCAGCUGUUAAUCCCAUUCCCCAGGGCUUCCUUUGUCUCUUUCAUUGCAAGCGACUUCGCAUGCACCUUUGUCUCCUCGCUGCCAACUUGCCUGGUCGACGCGGCUGCGGUCGCGGCCUCAGCGGUCGUAUCGGAGGGCGGGCAACAUGCUUCAUCCUUUUCGCCGCCUCUCUGUUCGUCUGCUUCUGCGUUCCCACCUUGGCGCCCCGCUCGACGCCUUCCGCAUGGCUUUCCGGCUCGACCUCUCCAUCCGCCCGGCUCUCGCCAGCUCCCUUCUUCGUCCAGCUCGUUUCCUUCACCCGCCGUUCCUGGGGGGGGUGUCAGUAGGCGGAGACCUCCAGCUCGAAACUCUUUUCCGGGAGAGUGCGGUGACAGCGAGCGAGCGCUGUGGGUAGACCGCUCCGCUGAGCCUCAGGGCGUGCGCUCGGUGUGGCCUCACCCACCAAGCCAGCGCGGGACAGACGAAGAAUGGGAACUUUCCUGCGACGGUCGUGGGACGCGAGGUGCUGCCGGGAACCUGCCAGCUGUGCGCGAAACCAAUAGGAGUUUCGCGACAAGCGACCUCGACCACGAGGCUGUGAAUUCGGCUUCUCCAGGGUUUCGAGGCUCCAGCGGAAACCACAGGGUUGCUGCGCAUGCACCGACUGCUUCAGGACCAUAUACUACUGGGUGGAGCAACAGGACGUCUUCCGCUGCCUGCGGGAGACAAGGCGGGCCGCGUUCUGGAUUCCCUCUCGCUUCGUCGCCGUUUCUCGCCAGCGGCUCUCCCGCCGCCACGGGGUGGCACGCGCUGGUGUCGACUGGGCAGUGGGCGGUGGAAAUGCACUUGCUGAGACACAACUGGAAAACUGGCUUGUCGCCGAUGGGCGACGAGGGCAUCUCGCGGGGGGACUCGGUCGAGAAGUGUUUCCGCGAUGACCGGGAGCCUGUGCGGAGAAAGCGCAUGCACGCAAAACGGGCGCGAAAGCCGCGAAUAGCAUCUCAAGAGGCGAUGCAUCGAGUCACUGGCUCUAUCGCUCCCGCGUCUUGUGAGGGUCGAGGAGAUACACGAGAAGGAAGGUUGUGUGAAACGGAGGUAGGCGGACGGAGAACUUUGGACAAACGUGGACGUGAAGGGCAAGGUUUAAACGAAAACGAUGACACUCGCAAGGCAACAGGGGCGUCUCGCUCCACGGCAGGCGCCAGUGUUGAGGACACACGAGGCGGCAGAGGGAGGCGAGGCGGAGCAGGUGAGAAGGGCAACGACGAGAGUACCAGAGAGGCAAAGGACCAGGCAAGAGACACUCGCUGGUCUCUUCGAGCGACCGUGGCAGGGAAGGAAAACGCAAACACAAGCACAAAUUCAGUCAGAGAAGAGACGGGCGAACGCGUCGAAGAAGAGUCGCAGCAGCCAGCUGGACCCCCCACGGCAGACGCGCCUGCGUGGGAGUCACCUCGCGCUUUGCAAAGGGAAGACUCGGAGAAGCAAUGUGAGGCUACAGAGAUAAAAAGAGAGGGAGACGGAGAUGCCAGCGAUUCUCGGGAUGCUUCAAAACGACCUACCGCGGAUCCGGAGGGAGACAAGCGAGACGACAGAGAGCAGACAGCGGACCAACAUGAAACCGCAACACCACAUACAUCCUCGUCGAGUUCUGCCUCUUCUCUCUCUUCUUCUGCGUCUUCGGCGUCCUGUUUAUCUUCAUGUUCGUCGGUGACGGAUCCGGUGGCGGCGAGCGGGAAAACAGCCGAGAAGAGGGGACGGGGGGGACGCCGAAGCCGGUGCAGGGCAGCGGAGACGCGGACGCGAGCCCAACUAGCGGCCGAACAGGCGCAGGAGACUGCGGGGACCGUUUUCCUCCGAGGCGUCGGCGACGUGAUGCCCGCUGGAAGCAAAAGCGAGGAAGAGGGGAAGAGAGAGGAGGCGCGGGAAAGCCAACGAGCGUCAGUCGUCCCUGAAGAUGGCAGCAGACAGUCCGGGGUCUCGUCGUCGCCGUGUUGUUCGUCGGCGGCCGCGGGACAGGGUUCUUCGGUGGCUUCAUCUGCGCAAGGAUCCAGAGGCGUCGCAGCGGACCUGGACCGUGUGAUCCAAUCAGAGAAGCAGCCGGAUGCAGGAGCGCCUUUGCUGAACGAUGGGUUGGACGCCACAGAAUUUCGCGAUUGCAUUGAAGUCGAGGACGGGACGGAGAGAGAGAGGACUCUUUUGGGUCUUUCCGCGUGUCUCCGUCGCUCGGAGAACAACAGAGAAGGCAAAAGCGAAGACGCAAACGGCUCGCGCUCGCCUCUGGGGUCAGCAGGAGGCGAGAGGGAGCGGAUCAGCCGUAGGGGCUCAGCGUUGAAAUCGGAUUCUGUGGGAAACGGCGUGAAUCGGAGGCAGCUUCUUCUCUCUCAGUCGCAUGCCUUGAGAGGCGACUUGAGGUUGCCGUCGCUGCAAAACGCCGAUGAGGCAGACGGGGAAGGCCUUUUCCACAUCUCGGCCGGGUCCGACGAAGGCUCUCCUCGAGGCGAGGACGAAGCCGAUAAAACUGGGCAAAGCGCGUUUGGAGAGGAGAGCGAUGGAUGCGCGAGCAGCGUCUUUGCUAGUGCAGCGGAGGCAGAUGAAGGAGAGGAAGAAGAAAGACCGCCUGUGGGGCGAGUCAACUUGGGCGGAGCUGCUCGCAACGCGGAGAGAAGCGCGGCGAUCGAGAACCGAGAGAGAGCCUCGCGAUCAAGGGGGCAAGGUGUUCCUUUUGGGGACGCGUGGCCUGCCUCUGACGACGAAACCGACGAAAGUGUUUUCGACGUUCUCCUUCUUUUUUUUGCCGCGCCCGUCUGUGCUCGGCCCCCGUCUGAGUUGCCCUCUGCCUUGUCUCCGUUCGUCGCGUCUGCUGGGGAUGGCAUGCACCUCACAUCCCGUUCCGUCUUUCAUCCUUUUCAUCCUUCUUCUCUUCCGCAUUCCGAUUCGGGUUCUUCCUCACAGUCUCAUGCCGGCAGUCCCUCUCUCUGGGGCGCCUCCAGCCCCGACAGUGGGACGCCUGCGCCGUUCCGCCCGCCCUUCGUCACAGCCUCUUCCAGAAUCGCGGGCGAAAGCCAAGCGGGCGAAGAGCGGACGCACCGCAUGGAGAGUGAGCUGCGUGUAGGCGUGGGAGAAGCAGAAUGUUUGGAGUGCCAUUGUCUCAGGGACAGUGCGCAUCCCCGCGCCUCUGCGGGAAAAAACCGAGGAGAGGAGCGAGGCCGAACACGUGCCCAUCCCGGCGCUUUUGGGAAUUCAGGGAGCUGGCCGAGACCGCGUGCGCCGCUUGGCCAGGAGACCCGUCCGAAUGCCGUUCCUCCAUCCGCCGACACGUCUGGGGCGUCGCCGUUCCCUUUUUUCGCCCUGCCCGCCCCCCGCCUCCCCCUGGUUUCGUGCACGUCCGCCUCGUCGCGGACUGCGUUGCCUCCUACCCUGACGCUCCUGCCGCUGCCAGUGCCAUCCUCCCAAGACAGCGCCUUCUGGGCGACGCACGCUCUGCCCCCGUGUGAUGGGGGCGCGUCUGGGACGUGCUGCUACGGUGUGUCGCCUGCCGCUUCUGCCUUCGCGGCGCAUGCACAAGGUACAAGAGGAAGCGGAGGACCAACGCUGCAGGGAGGCCGCGAAGAAGCGCGUGUGCCUUCAACUCGGCCUUCUACCCCGUUCGCGGGUUCGCCUCCGGGGCGCCUCGGGCACCCUCAGGGCGGGAGAGCGCGCGACCUCCUACGGCCUUACCCAGAGGAUGAGGAUUCGCAGGCGCUGGUGCCCUACCCUUCGGCUCCCGUCAUGCAUGUGAAUAUCAAGCUGCAGGCAACAGUCGGACACCUUUCGCUCCGGGUCGUCACUGAGAUUCUUGAGUUCGAUGUCGGAUCUGAGUCGCCUGACCUUAAGCCUGGCCCGUUUCCGCGGCCAGCCGCUCCAGAAACGCCCGCAGCCCCGCCGGUCGAGACUUGCCCCGCACCCGCUUCUGCCUCAAAGGCGGAGCGUGAUCGCAGCCACUUGCCCUCGCCGGUUCUCUUGUGGGACGUUGUGGCCUUGCGGAUUCGGGUCGCCCCGGAGUUCUUCGCUUUGAUGCGGAGACGCGCCGCUCGGCCCUUCGCCCCUUCCUCCCUUUCGUGGCCUUCUCAGACUACGAGCGGCAGUGACCGCUCUCCCUGUCCUUGCUCAGGGACAGAGACACUCGGCGCGGCUCCGGCUCGGAACGAAGCCUCCUCGUCCACGUGUUCCGCUUCGCCGCAGCGCAGCGUCGCUCCUCUCGGAUCGUGUGCGCCUCGGAGUCGCGCUUCGUUCGCGUCUCAGGCGUCAGCUUCCGAGUCGGUGCUUCUCGAUAUUCACCACCUCGGGCGCCUGUAUUUCUUGUAUCCGGAGAGAACAGAGACGCUUUACUCGAAGCCAAGAUUAGAACGCGCCGCCGGAAACACCGGCUGCACGCCCCGGUCGGGUUCGCCGCAGGCGUCUUCGCGUUCCUCUUCUCUCGAGCUUGGACAGUUUGCCUGGCGAACACAGCUGCUUCUGUCGACUUGCGCGUCCUCCUCUGCUUCCCUCUCGGGUUCCGCAUUUUCCAUGAAAGUGCCCUGGUCUUCCGUCUCGACCGGGCUCGCCCGCUGCGAGGGCCAGGCGUUCCGGCGCCCCCCCGUGAGUCGAAGGCGGUCGGAGGCGCUUCGCUCGGGGCAGCCUCCGAACAGCGAUCCAGGCGUCGAGGUCGCGGACAGGAUCUUUCCUGCUCCUCCGCCUCUGCACGCGACGCAUGUGUCGGCCUUCCCAGGGAGGUCAGCUGGUCGAGAGCGAGAGCGCCGGAGGGCGGUGGCGUCUUUGAGCGAGAUUCCCGACGACGCUGCGCGGCGAGGAGACAGCGCGUGCGGGGUGCGAGACUCCGACUCGAAGGCCGCACGAGACGAGGCGAGUCUCCGCUUCUCCGUGGAUCCGCUGCUCUGGGGCCCGCCGUCGCGACUGGUCCUGAGGCUUUCGCAGCGAGCGGUCCUGAAGAGAGAAGCAAGCAACGAGCGACAAGGCCCAGGAAGACGAUCGGCGGCUUGCGCGGCGCCACCCGGUGCUGGGAAUGGAGCGUCUUCCACGUGCGCGUUCGGAGCGUCGGAAGGGGGGCAGACAGAAGAACGUGCGCGAGGCGAGGGCGAGAGAGAGCGCGAAGGGGCGAAGCCGAUGCACGCGGAGGGAAUGCACGCGGAGGAAGAAGCCUUGUCGGAGAUCGCUGCCUCGUGGUCUCAAUCCCGAGUUUCCGGAUUCUGGCCAGCAGACGUCAGGUGCGACCUUCUCUCGGAGAGGAAUCUCGACGGAGACAAUCGACACAUUCCUCUUCCUCCUGUUCCGCCGCCCCCGCUGCCUCCACCCCCGCAUCGGCUGCACAGCCUGUCGGCGUGCCCUUGCUGCUCGAGUCCUAGACGCCUUCCGCGCGUGGAGAGAGCAGAUGUUUGCGGCACGCCGCGACGUUCAAGUUCGCGCGAGACAGAGGAAGGAGAAAAAAUGGAUAUCACGUCCCGGUGGCCCGACAAAAGAUCAAGACACACGCCGCAGGCCUCUUUGGGUCUUCCUGUCCCCUGCAACACACUCGCAACACAGGCCUCGAGUGCGCGAUCGUCUCGCGCGUCGCCCUAUGCGUCUUCGUCGGCGCAUCCACUGAGUUCAUCAAAGCCGUGCUUCUCUUGCUGUCACCUGCCUCGAGGGGUCUUGCCGCGUGCAGACGCCAGCGCCAGAGAGCAAGCCUGUCUGCCCGCUUCUCUGUCUUCUGAGGGAAGCGGCGCGAGCCUGGAAGACCCGUGGCGCGGCCUGCUGUCCCCCAACAGGAAACGCGAGGAUCGAGCAAAACGAGAGCGGGGCGAACGAAGCGCAGCUGCAGGAUGCGACAGCCGUUCAAUGCGGACUGCGUUUGCCGCGCAGUCCUUGAGCUGGCUCGACCGGAACUCGCUGCGGACUGACAAAAAAGUGAAUGCAAAGAAACUGCGAUUUCCCAGGGGGCACCGUGCCGCCGACGAAUGGGCAGUGCUGUCUUGCGACCGCUUGAGUUCAUAUUCUCUCUUUCGACAGGCGCCGCCAAAGCCGGCGUUUUCCGCUGGGGUCCCGAGUUCGGUCGCGCCUGCGUGGGCCGGUGCGUCCUCCAGCGUGCAGCGAGACACGCAGCUGUUCUCGCCCUUUUUUUCGCGACACGGGGAAAGUCAGCCGGAGUCUGCUUCCACCGAGGGCCAGGAACAACCCCCAGGAGACAGGGAAACGUGGAGAGAUGACGAGGCUAUUCACGAGGAAGAACUGAUUCUUACACGCCAACAAGGAGACGACACUUUGGCUGCUCGUCUCAACUCCAAAGGCCCACCGUCGGGGACACCUCGUGCUGCUUCUGAGGGCACUGCGUUCCCGCCUUCGUUUUCGCAUGCGAGGCGUCGGAGCAGCGAUCGCCAAGCCCCGAGAGGCACGGCCUGUUUCGAGGGAGACUUGGUGGAGGAAGAGACAGUGGAAGUGGGCGUUUUUCUCCCGCUGUUGCACGCGCCUCUCGAAGUGUCCAGCCUCCUUCUUCUGCGACGUUCCUUUGGCCUCGUUGACCAGUUCCAAGCUUGGCGACGCGCCACGCGUGGAAGGCACACUUCUUCGCGGCGCAAUUUUUACACAGACGGGGACCGAAGAGGCCACGAGGGGACAGAAGCCCGAGCAGAAAGCCGCGAGAGUCGCAGUGAAGAAGGAAGACGCGAAGGGGGGGCCAACGGGCGUUUUGCAGGGUUCGAAGAGUUAAGACCGAGAAGCAGAGGCGGAUGGAGGGAAGGCGCAGCUGGAGAUUCAGGUGACUGGGGUCCGAAACCAAGCAGAAAAGAAAGCAAGGUGGAGAGGGCCGAAGACGCGCGAGGGGACACACGGGCCUGCGCGCCCUUCGUGCGCGCUGCAGACGAUGUGUCGGGUAGACGGUGUUCAUGUGAAAGAGGACCGAAUCGGGGAGCUUCUGUCUCGUGCGACGCAUGCGUUCGACCGCCGCCAAGCCGCUCGUCUUCCUGUCUAUUGACUUGGUCUGCCCCGGGUAGAGAACCACGGAAGGUGCUCAUGAAUCGGUUCCAUCUCUUUGUCGACGCGGCAGUCAUCGAAUGCGGAAUCAACAGCUCUUCCUCACGCAUGCUCAUGCAACACGGCUCCCUCGGUCUCUCGCCGGCUUGGGGUUGGCCUUCUGUGCGCUCUGCGGCUGGCUCUCCCUCUUCACGUUCAUUCAGGCAGGCGCCCGCCUGGGACAGGGGACAGCCUCGGGGCGUAGAGACGAGUCGCGAGACGAAGGCGGCGAACGACGAGGAGACAGUGGAGACAGCAGAGACGAAGAGUUUGCAGGACGACCGUGCAUGGGAGACCCGACUGCUCGAGAGCUUCUCGGGAACCUUGCACGCGGCGAGGGACCGAGGGGACGCCGGAACCCCUUGCUUCGUGCCGUUCCUUCGUCUCGAGCUCGGGCGGCUGCAGGUGAAUUUGGGACUUGGAAAGUCCGCAGCGCCUGGAGACGGACGGCGGCCGCGCCUCACCGGCUCUGGCGGGGAACGAAUGACGGGCAACAGAAGUGCGAAGUCACAAGCACUAAAAGACGCGAUUCGGAGGUUCCUUCUCUUUCUCCCCUCGCCGAGCGAAACCGUCGUCUCUCAAUCCAGCGCGUCGCUUCGGCCUCAAUUGCCACCAGGCCUCAUGCACGUCGACGCCGCAGUGGGAAGCGUCGCCCUGUUUGGAAAGGGCGGCGUGCCUUUCCUCUACACAUGGCGAGCUGCGCUCUACCGGGCGGCAGCCUCUGGGAGCUCAACCGCCUUGGCCUUCCAGCAACGUUCGUCUUCUCUCGCUUCUGCGCCGAGCGGACACUGUGGAGCCCAUCGAGGCGAAGCGGGGCACGAGCCGAGGCAGCGCGAAGGCGAGAAGAGCGCGAAGGCGGAAGAGGCAAAAAACGCGGAAACGGAAGACAAGGUCGAAAGUGCGGAAGACUACUUUGUGGUUUAUGAUCGGGACCAGAAAGAGUCAGUUCCCCCCGAGAAGUCGACAUUUUUGACUCCGAUCCAGAAAUCGGUCGCCUCGCUUGCGGCAGCCACGCGCCAAAGCCUUUUGCCUUCGACACGCGAGGAGGAAGCGCCCUCGACAAAGUCGCACCUUUGCCCUUCUUCGGUUUCUUCCCUUCCCUUGUUUGCCGCGUGUGGUGAAGAGCGAUGCUCGCGCGCCGGGGGAGGCGGCGACGCAGAGACGAAGGCGCUCCGCGAGAAAGCGACCGGGUGGGAAGACGCGAGAGGAGACGAGGGAACUCCCUGCUGGGAUGCCAGCGCGAAACGGGCACCGUUUGUGGCCGCGAUGGCGCCGUGCAGUUCGCUUGCUUUCUCAGUUCAAGCCGAGUUCUGUCGUGAAAGACACAUCCCGCAUUCUCUACAGCCACGCCCAAUAGAAGCCAGAGAGGGACCCGAGAGAGAAGAAGCUGACGGCCCAGAACGGGGGGAAGAGAGCGCCGAAGCGCGAGCAGGACGAAAGGCCUUUGGGUGGAGAGGAGGACAGGGAGAGCUCGGAAGGAUGAGCGCAAGCAGCGAGAAGCAAGAGAGAACGACAUUCUCUUUUUCUCCCUCGGAUUCAUCCCUCCGCGUGAGGCUGCGGGUCUCUUCCCGGGUUCCCACAACAACUGUUGUGACGCUACGCGAGACCGACAUUGCUCUCGGGUGGCUUGUGGCAGUGGCGGAUGCCCGUGCUCUGGACACAGUUAAUUUCCUUCUUGGGUCGGCGCUUCUGCUUUCGACGAUCCGUUCCUCUCAGGAAGGCCGAGCUUUGUCGCCUGUCGAAACUUGCAGGCUGCCAGCCACGGUUUCCGGUCCAGAUUCUCCGUUCGCUUCCCUCGGCUGCAAGUCCGAGCGACGGAGGAAACCGUCUCGAGAAGGAGCGUCGUCUUCGCGGCGUUUGAGUGGGGACGACAGGCGAGCCCCCCUGGACGCCCCGGAACGGGAGUCCUCAGAGUGUGGAGCAACGGGGACAGCCGCAGAGUCGGGUUUGGCGUCGCGUGCUGCCGGACAAGAGAAGUGGAUCGAGACAUCGUUGCUUCUUCCCGGAGGAAGCGCGAAAGAAGAUGCGCACAUGGCUGCCGAUAUCAAGACGGACGCAGGCGCUUUCUCGCCAUUUUCUUCGUCCCCCGUCGCUUUUCGGUGGUCGCCUCCCCACAAGCCGCGGGCCACGCAGGUGUCUGUACACCUCACCCGGUCCCUUCUCGUGCUCCCGCGCCCGCUGGGGUGGGCUGCUUUCUGGCGCACUCAGCAAGGCCACGCGAGGCCUCUCUCUGCGCUUCUCGCCCGCGAAACGGCCUGCGAACUGCCGCUGUCGGCGGAAAGGGAAAGGCGUCCGCAGGCUGCUCGGCCGUCUGGAGCUUCGGCGACUCCUUUCCACCUGCGAGCGCAGCCGUGGCAAUCGCCGCGAGACGAAAGCGAGGAAGAGCGCGAGGAAGCGGACCUGCCUUCGGGCCUCGCCUGGCUGGCGGUGCUGGAGGUUGAUGGCGUCUCCGCGACGCUUCUCAGCCAGCAUGCGAGGGCCUCAUUGUCUCGUAGAGACUAUGAAGGAACUCAAGAAGAAAACGAAGGAGGGGUGGGCGGGAGGGGACGAAGAAGGAGAAGAAGCGAAGUCGCAGAUUCACGUCAGCGAGGAGAGGGAGACGGCGGGAGGGUUUUGCGUGGCAGGGCCGACCAGGGAAAGCCGUUGUCUUUCGAGUUAAGCAGGGAGACGAAGGCGCUUGUCUCGUGUGCGUCUCUCCUGCCGGGUUCGUCUUUUGAAACGCGUGCUUCUCCGGGUUGUCUUUCGUCUGCGGCCACGCCGUUCUCUGCGCAUGCGCUGUCGCUGCUGGGCUGGCGUGUCCAGGAGGCAAAGCUGCACAUCAUUAACGAGGCGAGCCAGACGGCGCUAGAGUCUGCAGCCUCUCCCAGGUCUGCCUCAUCGAUGUGUCACAGUCACCAGAGACAGAACGAGGUGAUGAAACUCCUCAGUUCCAUUCCUUCGCCCUCCUCGCUGCUUCCCCCCCGCUUGUUUAGUCCUUCGCGGAGCCGCCUGUCUUCUCGCGGGUCUCUUCCGAACGGUAUCGAAGAGAGUGAAGAGAGUGAAGAGAGUGAAGAGCGCGGACGAGGCCGGGGAGCGUCUCAUCGUCGCCUCUCCGGCUCGGCUUGCACGUCCGCUUCUCCAGCUCACGCUUCGCGCUUUCUCCCUCUGCACCCGGCUCUGCGUCACUGUCGAGCGGAAGAAGAGAGACAGCUUUCUUUGUCGCUCGACCGCCAGGACGCGGGCGUGUUCCAAACGCGCUCGCCCCUCGUCGUCAGGGCCUCCGAAGUCGCCUCGAUCUUGCCCGCGUGUGGUCUCGUGUGUGUGGCGCGCCUGAGCGACGUCGAGGGCAGUUGCACGUCCUCUCCUUUGCCCGAAGAGACGCACGUGGAGCUCCACGUCAACUCCGGAGAAGAGGCGAGGGAAACGCAAGACAGGGCCUCAGACGAAACCCCAAACGGCAGAGACCGACGUGAAGGAGAGACGAAAACAGUCCGGAUGCUGGGCGUCUACGCACGAAUCGGGUUCUGUCGUCUGACGUUGGCUCCUGACAGUCUGAGGUGCCUUCUCAUUAUCCCCGUGGACCUUCUGCUUCUUCACAACGCCUUCAGACACAUGAAGGAAGAAAUGCACAAUCUGAUGAACCUACUCUGUACGCUUCCCACUCAGGCUGCCUCUCUCGUGUCGACGUCGUCUGCCUCGCGUUUCUCUGCUUCCUCUUUGUUGCCUUCUUUGUCUUCUUCUUCUUCGUGGAGGUCUCCCGACUCUUCGCAUUGGGUGGGGGAAAGCUACCGUGUGUUGACUGCGUUGUUGUCCCAAGGUGCGAGGGCCUCUUCGGGGUUUGACUUGUCGGCAGCGUCUUACGCCUUUCCGCUGCUUCUGCUUUUGCUUCGGUCACGAGGGAUGCUGAGGCGUGAAAAUCUCAAGGCGAAGCGGAUCUCGACUUGGCUGGGGGAGGACGCGACCAGCGGCCGGAGGCAAGGCGGCACAGAGAGGGACGAAAGCGCGGAUGCCACGCGCGUGGUUGAAAGUCGCGCCUCUUGGGAAAACGAAGGGGCGAACGAGAGAGACGGAGACUGGCCGUCCUCGUUGGGGUAUGCGAUUCACGCCCGGCGUACAAACGACGGUGACAGGAAAGAUGCAAUUUCGGAUGCAAUUCCACGGAUUCCUGCGAGUUGCCCGCUCUCCGCGCCUUCUGGUGCGCUUGCUUCGAGGUCGGGUUUGGCCUCUUCUGCUCCAGGCCUCGAGACGAGAAAACGCUUUGAAAGCGAAGAGGCGGGGAUAGGGCUGCCUUGCGUAGAGGACUUCUGGGCGAGACGCAUACCUUCUCUUUCCUUGAGAGGCCACGAGGGGCGAAGCUUUCCCGAGUGCGGCGGUCUGCUGGCAGAUAUUCAGAUGGACGCCUUUUCAGCUGUCCCCGCUGCUUCACCGUCGCCUUUCAUCCUUCCUCCUUCUUCGAGCCUUGCGUGGCCGGCGGAUCCCACGGUUCCUCAGAACCGUUUUCGCGAAGACAGUGUGUGCGAUUCGGUUUCGUCUGGGGCAUUCAAGGCACGAGGUGCGUCUUCCUCCUUCGACGGGGAGAUGUUCACGGCGGAUCCGAGACCAAGGCAGACUGCCGACGAUUUCCACCUGGUCGAAUCUCUUCCUUCGUCCUCUUCGCGUUUGGCCUCUUUUUCGUCUUCGUCUGUUCAUGUUCCUGCAUAUCCGGCUGCCGCGCUUCCAGCCUUCCGACUGGAAGAGAAGGAAGGAGAGUGGAGGGACACGUCGAGCGGACGAGAGACAGACGCAGGCGCGUGUGGCCAGCGAGCAGCCUUAAAUAGAAACGCGGAGCGAGGCGGAAUCCUCGAAGACUACAUUGCCUGCCCGACGGCGCCGAGCGGGGAGGAAGAGAAGCCGGCGCCCGAGACAGCACCUGGAAUGCACGGAAGACCUGGAGAUGGGAAAGGAGGGGCAAGGCGCGAGGGCGCGAGACAGACCUCGACCGGGCUGGACACAAAGGGUUUGAGCGGACGCGCGAAGAAAGAGAGAGAAGACCGAGGGGAAGCCCUAGAGACACAACGAGAGAGAGGCAAACCGUCAUUUUUUGUCUCUUUAGAGCGCACCGCUCAGCGACUCGACGAAGACCACCUGCCGUUUCCCAUGACAGCCGAAAUGCGGGAAUCGGAGGAAAAGGAAGAAGCCGCGCGCGACGAGUUGUAUGCCACCUUCUUCGGACCCGCCCUCGCGGAUUCGGAAACGCCUCCAAAGGCGUUACCCUCCUCAGAGGCCCCGACGUCGCCAGCCGAUCACCCUCGCGAGGGGAUGGCGCUCUGGAGGGACAGUCGGCACUCGCAAGGCUUCACGUUCGCUCCCCACUUCGCGCUUGGUUCUUCUCGCCACUCUUCUUCGCCCUAUGCUGUUUCUGCAGGGCCGGAAACGAGUCCUCUUCUGGGAGGAUCGUCUCUUUCCGCUGCGUCGUCGGCAGCCGCUGUUUGCGGUGGACAGCCAGCAGGCACGCAACUUCACGCAGCGGAGAAGGAAGACCGGACUUUGGUCUCUCUCCCGGGUUCCCCUGAGGCGCCACCGGCGCGGGCGUGUCCCUCCGCGGGUUUGUCGCGGUUCGCCUCUUCGCUCUUCGCCGCCGUCCCCGACAGUUUGGCCUGUCGCCAUCCUGGCAGGCCUUGGGCGGCUUUGCUGGACGGGGGGCGCGACUCAGGGCCUCGCCAACAGGGAGGCAGAGGCACGCCUGCGAGCGCAGGAGACUGGAGAAGCGAGCAAGACGCAGCGGAGGACGGAUGGCGAUGCGGCGUUCAUCUCCACCUCGGAAGAAUGGAAAUCAACGUGUCUCGAGGGGCCGACUUCGCCGUCGUCUCUUUGCGUGGCCACGAGGGCUCUGGGCACUCCGCCUCUUCCGCCUCGCGCACGCGCCCCGAGACCCCCAAGGCGAGAGACGCGCGGACCUGCGGAGAGCAAGAAAGGGUGCGAGGCAGAAAUGGUCGGAAGCGGCGCAGUCGAAGCGGGGGGGACGCGGCCUCGAAACCGAGCGGCGGUCGCAGCCUCGGCGACGCGGAACCUCUGGCGGGAAGGAACCGUGCAACGGGGGAGAUCCCUUUCGAGGCGUGCGCAGACGACCGCGGAGAACAGCCGAGUCGACCGGGAAGGUGGAAGGAAGAAGUCGCAGAGAUCGUGCUCGAGGCUGCAGACUUCGUGUUUGGCGGGCGCGCGGGUAACCGCGAGAACACACCCGCGAGCAGGACGCGCCGCGAAAAGGCACAGGCCACGCAUGGGCCAGUGACGCAGAGACAGAUGGUGCAAGUCGCGCCGGACGGCGAAGGGCGAGACGACCACGCCGUCGAGACCGGACAGGCCAAGGUGACGCCCGGCGCGUCCUCGUGGGGGAUGUCGUCCUUCGCGUCUUCUGCGUCAUUUGCCUCGUCGCGUUCGCCGUCCGGUGUCUCCCUCCCUUCGGGGCUGGAGUCGCCUCCGCCCCGCGGAAGAAGAGGGCAUUUCACUGGCAAGGGGUUCGCGUCGUCGGCGGCAGGGGCGUGUCGGCGUCGCGUGGCGCUGCGCAUCCACAACUUCGCCGUGAGGGAUCUGGUCCGCGGCUCUCUCUUCUCGCACUUUGUGCGCUACUACGAUGACCAGAAGCGACCGCGUCUCGCCUCUGUUCCCAUGCUUGCGCUUUCGAUUGAGGAGUAUUGCCUCUCGAUCCAGCCUCCUGGAGCGACUGGGGCCUGCCUGCGCGGCGACGCGCCUCGGGGGUCAGAGCGGCCCGCGCGGGAGAGACAGCGAGCGAGCCUUAACGAGGAGAGAGAAUGCGGAGAGAAGAGCCGAGAAAGAGAACGAAAGCCGCUGGAGCGCGAGAAGGACAAGGAAGCUGAACGGCGGAGCGGUGAUAGACAGCCGCGCAGCUCGGCGCCGGUGGUGAGACAGGCGACGCCCCGCCGCGACGGAAGACGCGAGAUGCAGAAGUGGGGAGAGGACGCAGACACACGCAACGAAAAUGCCGAAAACGAGCACGAGAUGUGUGUCCAACAGCGGGAAGGCCUGCAUAGGCUCGAGGAGGCGCUCGCGAGACCACUAAGGACCCGGGAGGAGCGAGAGAGCACGGUCGAAACACCACGGAACUCGGGUCGUGGAGCGAGACACGAUGGUGCCGGGGAAGGGACAUGUGUGAUCGACCCAGGACGGGCGGCCUUGGCCCCCACACGUGCGCAGCGUGAGCCGGAACUGAGACGCAGUCGCACGUGCUCUCCGCUCGAAUACACAGUUGAAAUUCGGCUGCUCCCGCUAUCCCUGACCAUCCAGCAAGAGUCGCUCGACGCAUUCGAAGAUGUGAAUCGGCAGCUGCGGAUGGCGGGCUUCGUUGAGUGCUCACAACCGCUGUUUAGCAGCAGUGAAGAGGACGGCGCAGGGUCGGGUUCAGACCCAGACGAAGGCGACUCAGAUGACGAUAGAGGCCACGGGGACGGACCUUUCCUGUGGGGGAAGGAAGACGGCCAUCUGACCAGUGGAGGGCGAAGAGGUGCGAAUCGCAGCAGUGAGGAAGGCUCGUCGAGUCUGUCGCCGUCUUCAGCUCCUGCUGUUGGGUCGCUGCGUCGCACACGAAGAAGGGAACAGGACAGUCCAGUUUUUUGCGACAUUUUCGGAGAUCGUGGCUUCAGGAGGAACGCGCCAGCCUCCCCGUGUAAAGUGGCCGCCAUGGUCACCUCCGCUCCGAGACUAGCUAGCUGCAGGCGACAGGAGAACCUGCGACACGGCGCCCGGUUUGCCGAGAAGGAAUCUGCGCCAUUCGCGGUUUCCGCGCAUGCUGACGCGCCUUCGUCCAGAGCACAUAUGACAGAGUGUACAUACACCGAGAGCUGCGGCUUCCCGACUCCGGACAAAAACGGCUUGAGUGCGCUUGCUGACGGUUGGCGGUUUCCGCCUGUUCCAGCAUUUCUUUCCUCGUCUCUGGACCCUUUCCAGAACAACGCGGACGAGUCGCCUUUCGCCUCGUCGCUUGACCGUUCUCAUCCCUCCGCUCUCUCGUUCGCAGCGUCGCCGUAUUACCCGGCUUCCCCGUCGGUCCCUGCGCAUCCUUACGAAGAUCUCCUGCCUUCUCCGUCUGCCGAAUCGGCUGGCCUGCAGCACGCCUUCACAGUCUCUCUGGAAGGGAAGUUCACCGAGUUCCUUUCCCAAAAAACAGAGACGCACGGACACAGAGCGCCCGACCGUUCGUGUGUCUCUUCCUCGUCGUCCGCGGUUUCCGCUGGGGCUUCUCCGGCUCGCGGAAGAAAGACAAGCGGCGUAGCGUGGCGCGAGGAAGAGGCGCCAGACGGAAACCGAUUGGCGGGGAGGAGACAGAGAGAGAGAGGAGACAGAAUGGGAGGCACUGCAGAGGAAGGAAGGAAUUGCUUCGAAGACGAGGAAGACUUUGAGUCGGUUUCGUUCGGAGAGAGCCCGUUCUUCAUUCGCUCUUUUGACAUGCCCCCGCUGCUGCUGCGAAUCGACUACGUUCCCAAACGCCUUGAUCCCACGGGAGUGUGCAACGGACAACUCAACGAGGUCGUCAAUUUCCUUGUCUCCUUUUGCCGAGUGGAAGGCAUGGAAGUUACUUUGGCACGCAAGGCAUUUCGCAGCGUUACGAGCGGCGAGGUGCUCCUGGAGCAGCUGUUGGCGUCUUGGGCGGAUGAUUUCAAUCGCGCGUUGGUUCUGAAGUGCAUGCGCGGAAUCACGCCCUUCCGCCAUGUCCUGCGCCUGGGGAGGCGCAUGAAGGCUGUCGCCCAGAAGCUCUUGCGCCUCUCAGUUCACCACUGGCGAACAAAGGAUCUGACGUCCAAGACCUUUUUCUAUGCAAACUAUGCGCAGUACAGACAAUUUAUUCGAAACAGCCUCCUGAGCGCAGGCGGCCAAGAAUUUCCUCAUUUCUCUUGGGUGGCUUUGAAGCAGGCAGCAGCGAUCAUCGUCGCCGCAAGUGUGGAGGGAAUAACCUGGUCCGAGAGAGUCAUGCGGAGCGCCCAUUGCCUUCUGCAAAUCCUCGAUCGGCGGUGCACGCCCGGCUUGUGCCCAGCCUACCCUUCGUCGACGCUUCGAUUCGCGCCUCGACGCGAAGACACAGACACAGAAGACGACGGCUUGGCCUCGCGAGUCCUCGCGUUUCCGGAGACUUGUGAACGCGGGCGGGGGCGCGAUCUCCACCAAAGAGACCUCCAGGAAUCCGGAAGACGCGUCGCGCACAGACAGAGCGACGCUUCAGGCUCCACGUCGAUUCGCUUGACCGCGCGCGAUCCGAGUCGGGCGACAAAUCUGGAUGAAGCGAGUGGCAUGGGAAGCUCGGCGACUGGCCUCGAGGGCGAGCGGGGCAACGACUGGGCUGUCGUCAGGUUGGGAGCCGACGGAAGCUACGAGCCGCACACAAUUGUGCACGGUCUUUCGGAUGGCUUCUGCUGCGUGCGCCGAGGGAUCGUUUCUGCGCGCCACGUCGCCGAGCGCCUGUGGUCGCCUCCGUCCUCGGUUCUGUCUUCUCUCGCGCACGGAGGGCUGCAAGAUCCAGAGCGACGGCGAGAGGAGCAGCGAGAAGGCCGAGGCCUCGUGCCGGCAGUCGUCGUCGGCACAGAGUGCAUUCAAGUGCUGGCCAGGCUUCUCCCCAUUUUCAUCCUGAGACCCAUGCUGGGUUUCACAGAAGGCGUUACAAGGACACUGCAAGGCACACGCAACCAGUUGGUUCCUCGCCUGCGAGAGGAGCGCGUGGCGAAGCUUCGCGAGCCGUCUUACAGAGUCCAGCGGUUCACGGAAGACGAAGAGGAAGGCCCGACGCCUCUUUAA
Molecule: messenger RNA, 21522 nt
Organism: Neospora caninum
Lineage: Eukaryota; Apicomplexa; Conoidasida; Eucoccidiorida; Sarcocystidae
Exons: 11
Coding region: 1-21522 (7173 amino acids)
Source: RefSeq, a predicted model, not a curated record